Molecule: messenger RNA, 3004 nt
Organism: Macrosteles quadrilineatus (aster leafhopper)
Lineage: Eukaryota; Metazoa; Arthropoda; Insecta; Hemiptera; Cicadellidae
Product: lysine-specific demethylase 3A-like
Exons: 11
Coding region: 118-2958 (946 amino acids)
Biological process (GO): regulation of transcription by RNA polymerase II
Cellular component (GO): histone deacetylase complex; chromatin
Molecular function (GO): transcription coregulator activity; histone H3K9 demethylase activity; chromatin DNA binding
Source: RefSeq, a predicted model, not a curated record
GUUGAAAGGUUAUAGAAGAAAUUUAACAACUCCUAUUUACCGUGCGUGAUCCAUUUUUUUAUCAUGCUGAUAAUGUAAGCUGCUAAAGAGGCUAUUACAAAGAUAAACAUAAGUAAAAUGACUCUCCCACGGCUACAAACAAGUUGCCAAUCUCAAGAAGAUGAUCAAAUAGAACCUUUGGACCUCAGAGUGCAGAAGAGCAAUACCUUGACUGCAUCUCCUCUUUUUCACAACAAGCCUCGUUGUAGGUUUCAUCAUGAACCUCUGGAUCUGAGAGUCAAGAAACAUGAAGUCCACUUACAAGCAAAGAGUUCUGGAACUGAACAUUCUGACCCUGCAAUAGACAUACAGAGUAGACAGUUUGUACCGUUUUGUGAAGUGGCUUGUGAUCACCUAUUAGAAGAAACCCCCUCAGAAGAUCUAAUUCCCCGAAAUGAAAUUGUUACACGCAAACAUUUGUCACACAAAUUUAACAUUCCAGAUGUGCAUAAUACAACAACAUUUCAUGGCAGUAACAAUGAAGAUGUUUCUGUUAAUAUCAAAGACUUCAGUACAUUUGAAGGCUCAAGUGUGUUACAAUCGAGAGAGACUGAAAUAAAAACUCAGAGAGGAACCCAAUCUUUAGAAAAAUCAAUUAUUUGCUUUCCUGAAACCCAAACUGAAAAUGGCCCACUUUUCUUGAACAGUGACAUUUUAUUAGAUAAUACUUCAAAAUCUGUUUAUAAUAUUUUGAUUGGCGAUGAUGUACGUAACCAACAACAAAGUACCGGUAGGCCUGACAGUAAUACAGGUUAUGAAGACAAAAUUGAAAUUAUCACAUUCAGUGAAGAAUGUCUGGAUCAAGAUCAGUCCAUAAAUUUUAAACAGAAGGAACCAAAAAAUCCAAAUGAGGGUUUCAUUCAACGCGCAAGAUGUUUUGAAGCUGCUCCAAAGCUACGCAGGUGCAGAGAAUGCAGUUUGUCACUGAACAACGCUACCAAGGGAUCACAACCGCGUUCUGAAAAUGUUCUAUGUAGAUUUGAAGCUUUUCGGAAACUAAGGUACUCCGCCAAGGGUUUCUUGUCUACAGCGGGGUUCUUGGACCCUCACUCAGACCCAACUCAGGAUGACCUCGCACUGUGGCAGCCCUUGUUAAACAAACCAUACCCUCAACUGGACAUGAAAAGUGCCAAAUACAUUCUAGAUAAUGUAGGCAGCCAGUUCUUGGACUUGUGCAAACAAGAAAAGGAGGCUGUCUCUUUACAUAUGUCACAAGAGAAAGUAGUGGCAUGGAAAAGACCUAUAUCUGGUUGCAGAGAAAUGUGUGAUGUGUGCAAUACAACCUUGUUCAACUUCCACUGGACCUGUAAAUCAUGUGGAUUUUCUGUGUGCAUUGACUGCUACAAGGCAAGAAAAGGCGUCACAUCUGACUGGAUGAAAGUCGAAAGACCUUGGUUGAUUUGUGUCAAUAAAAAACCUCACGACCAGGAUAAGCUCAUGUUAACACAAAUAAUUCCAUCAGAUGCUUUGAGAGAUCUCAAGGAAAAAGUUCAAAAGAUUAUGCCAUGUUUGGAGUUUUCUUCAGACAUUUCUGAUCAGCCAUCAUCCAAUGCCAAGAUGUCAAGGGAUUACCAACAUGCUGACCUUGAGGCUUCCACAACCAAUACAGAAGACUAUUUAGGAACAUUUUAUGAGAGCUUAAGAAAGAAACUACGCAUAACACAUCUUGAUAAUCCAUCUCCUGAAGUAGUUUCUUGCAAUAGUGAAGUGAAAGAAGUGAAGCAAUUGGACCCAGCUCUGCCGAGAGUAAUGACCCACACAGUGAGCAGCUUGAUGUAUCCUGAUAGUCCUCACACCUGGUUGUGUCAGGGCAGUUUACUCCUGCUGACGGAUCCCAGUGCUGAUACCAACUAUCCCAUCUUCCAGGAUCAAUGGAGGCGAGGACAGCCUGUGUUGGUGAGUGGUUUGUUGAAGUAUCUCAAUGAAGAUCUGUGGAAACCAGACUCAUUCAUAAAAGAUUUUGGAAGUAAGAAGAACGACUUAGUGAAUUGCUUAACAGGUCAAGUAAUACCUGGCCAGUACAUGAGCAAGUUUUGGGAAGGUUUUCAAGAAGUAAAUAAAAUGCUUAAAGACGACCAAGGCGAAGCAAUGCUAUUGAAGCUGAAAGACUGGCCUCCUGGAGAAGAUUUUGCAGAAAUGUUGCCAUCAAGGUUUGAAGACUUGAUGGCAGCACUUCCAGUUGGAGAAUACACCAAACGCACAGGACAGUUGAACCUACCUGCCAGACUGCCAAAAUAUUUUGCAAGACCAGAUUUAGGACCAAAGAUGUACAUAGCAUAUGGAUCUGCUAUACAUCCCACUAAAGGAACUACAAACCUUCAUCUAGAUAUAUCUGACGCAGUUAACGUCAUGGUAUACGUUGGAAUCCCAAAAGACAUCAAUAGAGAUAAAUUCAUCAAAGAGGCAUAUCAAGCCAUAGAUGAGGCUUGUGUGGAGGUGCAGAUGAGACGAAGAGUGAGAGUAGAAAUGCCUGGUGCUAUAUGGCACAUCUACUCAGCAAGAGAUGCAAACAAGAUACGCCACCUACUGUCUAGAGUGGCUAAAGAGCGCAAGAUCAAGCUGGGUCGUCACCAGGACCCCAUACAUGACCAGAACUGGUACCUGGACGCAGACCUUCGUGACAGGCUGUACAGAGAGUACCAAGUGAAGGGCUACGCCAUCGUGCAGUGCCUGGGCGAUGCUGUCUUUAUCCCAGCGGGAGCCCCACAUCAGGUUCAGAACCUGCUUAAUUGUGUAAAAGUGGCUGAAGAUUUUGUCUCCCCAGAGAAUGUGUCACAGUGCUUACACCUAACCCAAGAGUUCAGAAUACUCUCAGAUUUGCAUACAAACCAUGAAGACAAACUUCAAAUCAAAAAUAUAAUAUACCAUUCUGUGAAGGAUGCUAUAUCAGUGUUGUCUCAUUUUCCCAUGUCAAGUUAGAUGAAUUUCUAAUAGCAGAACUUAUAAUUUUAAAAUGUAAAUAUUU